AUGCUUUCCGACGACAAGUCCGCGAACAGGCCUUCUGUGAAACGCAAACUCGCCAUGGGCUCGCCGCGAUCAACUCGGAAGAAGGUUUGUUACGAUGAGACCUCUACUCGCAUCUGGAGCGACGAAGACGUGCUCGUGCUUCUCCAAUCCAUCCUCGACUAUCGCAUCGCUUAUAACAAGGAGCCUAACGCUGAUUACUCGGCGUUUCUUCAUUUUGUGAAGGAUAAGCUUAAUAUGAAUGACUUGUCCGUGAGACAAUUGGGCGGUAAGGUUCGAAAGCUCAAGUAUAGAUACUCUGAGUCUUUGAAGAAAGGAGAGAAAGACGUGGGUGAUGACAAGGUGUUUGAGCUUUUGCACAAGGUUUGGGGGAGGACUAAUGACAAGGAUGAGGUUGUUGUAACUGAAAAUGAGGGGGAUGAGGUUGUUGUAACUGAAAAUGAGGGGAAGGGGGAGGAUCAGGGUUCGGGUUUCGAGGAGACUUACCCGUACUUGAGUGAGGCGUGGGGGUCUAAAUUUGAUUUACCGCAGCAUUUGAAGGAGCUUGCAGUUGCCAAUUUUAUGAUGAUUGGAGGUGAAAAGCUGAGGGCAUUGGAAUGUGAGUGGAAGGGAGUGUCUGUCGAGGAGUUGAAGUUGGAUGUCAAGAAGCUGGAAUGGCGGGCCAAGGUUGUGAAAGCGGUGUUGGAUGAGAUGGAAGGUUCGGGGGAUUGA
Daucus carota subsp. sativus is the source of this 708-nucleotide messenger RNA. RefSeq names its product STOREKEEPER protein. The coding region runs from base 1 to 708 and encodes 235 amino acids. The record is from RefSeq and is a predicted model, not a curated record. Gene Ontology annotation, biological process: regulation of DNA-templated transcription. Gene Ontology annotation, cellular component: nucleus. Lineage: Eukaryota; Viridiplantae; Streptophyta; Magnoliopsida; Apiales; Apiaceae. The transcript has a single exon.